Orycteropus afer afer is the source of this 828-nucleotide messenger RNA. RefSeq names its product ATP synthase F1 subunit gamma (gene ATP5F1C). NCBI's taxonomy places the organism in Eukaryota, Metazoa, Chordata, Mammalia, Tubulidentata, Orycteropodidae. Gene Ontology annotation, biological process: proton motive force-driven ATP synthesis. Gene Ontology annotation, molecular function: proton-transporting ATP synthase activity, rotational mechanism. The record is from RefSeq and is a predicted model, not a curated record.
CGAAAUAUGGCAACUUUGAAAGAUAUUACCAGGCGACUAAAGUCGAUCAAAAACAUCCAGAAAAUUACCAAGUCUAUGAAAAUGGUAGCAGCAGCAAAAUAUGCCCGAGCUGAGAGGGAGCUGAAACCGGCUCGAGUAUAUGGAGUAGGAUCACUGGCUCUCUAUGAAAAAGCUGAUAUUAAGGUGCCUGAAGGCCAGAAGAAACACCUCAUUAUUGGUGUAUCCUCAGAUCGAGGACUUUGUGGUGCUAUUCAUUCCUCAAUUGCUAAACAGAUGAAAAGUGAGGUGGCCACGCUCACAGCAGCCGGAAAAGAAGUUAUGCUUGUUGGAGUUGGUGAUAAAAUCAGGGGCAUACUUCAUAGGACUCAUUCUGACCAGUUUCUGGUGACAUUCAAAGAAGUGGGAAGGAAACCCCCUACUUUUGGAGAUGCGUCAGUUAUUGCCCUUGAAUUAUUAAAUUCUGGAUAUGAAUUUGAUGAAGGAUCUAUCAUCUUUAAUCGAUUCAGGUCUGUCAUCUCCUAUAAGACAGAUGAAAAGCCCAUAUUUUCCCUUAAUACCAUUGAAAGUGCUGAAAGCAUGAGUAUCUAUGAUGAUAUUGAUGCUGAUGUGCUGCAGAAUUACCAAGAAUACAAUCUGGCAAACAUCAUCUACUACUCUCUAAAGGAGUCCACCACUAGUGAGCAAAGUGCAAGGAUGACAGCUAUGGACAAUGCUAGCAAGAAUGCAUCUGAGAUGAUUGAUAAACUGACUUUGACAUUCAACCGCACCCGCCAGGCUGUCAUCACAAAAGAGUUGAUUGAAAUCAUCUCUGGUGCUGCAGCUCUGUAA